Molecule: messenger RNA, 384 nt
Organism: Aureococcus anophagefferens
Lineage: Eukaryota; Pelagophyceae; Pelagomonadales; Pelagomonadaceae
Gene: SelM1
Product: selenoprotein
Exons: 1
Cellular component (GO): endoplasmic reticulum lumen
Molecular function (GO): oxidoreductase activity
Source: RefSeq, a predicted model, not a curated record
AUGCUGCGACGACUCGUGCUCGCGUGCGCCGCGGCGCUCGCGGCCGCGGCCACGGGCAAGAUCGAGACUUGUUCUGCGUGAAAGUUAAAUAAGCUCCCUGAAGUGAAGCGAUUCGUCAAGGAGAGCGGGCACGCCGACACCUACGAGGGGCUGGAGAUCGACUACGUGCGCGGCAAGCCGCCGACGCUGAUCAUGAUGGACGGCGACGCCGAGGUCGAGCGCGUCGACCUCGCGCCGUACUCGACGGACGAGCUCCACGCGCUCAUGCAGGAGAAGGGCUUCGCGCGCAAGGAGGCCGAGCCGGCGGGGACGCGCGAGCAAGUGCUGCACCGCGCGCCCCGCAGCGCCCAGGCCGACGCCGUCGCCGACGCGGAGACGACGCUC